GAUAAGCCAGUAAACCUGUUUCGUAGUACAGGCCACGGGACUUUGCCUGAAUCACUGUUUUGCUGGAUAGCAAUCUCGGUGCUGUGGUAAGGGUGGAAACCUGACUAAAGUCUGUCAAAACAACCACUUGUGUUUAAGAGCAGGAUUAGUUUAUUGAAAACAGCAUACUCAAUUAUCUUUCCAAAGAAGGGAAGAUUUGAAAUUGGCCUAUAAUUUUUUAGUAUGGAAGCAUCAAGACUUUUUUUUUUUUAUGGAGGGACUUAAUGCUUGCAGUUACUACUACUAACACAAGGCCUUUUUUGUGAAAAUGUUCACUAGGGCACCUUUCUUUGGAACCAAAUGAAGGAUUUUGAUCUUUCUUAUUGUAUGACAUGGCGAAUGACCCUGUUCCGUGUUGGUGUUAUUGUUCCAGACUUUGUUACAGGGAGACGUUACAACAGAUGUCUGCAUGCCAUAACUCAUUUAUUAUUCCUUUCCUGUCUCUCCUUCUGCUUCUUUAGUCCCCCAUCCACCUUAGCUUAUCUUUGUGCAUGUCAGUGUAUUAGCCAGAUUUUGAAACUUUUCAUUCAAAUAUAUUUAUCCCUACAGCUGAAUAGCCCUGAAUGCACAACCAAUUAAGGCAAGAACUCAUGGGGACAGAACAAGGCUGGGAAAGCCUUCAAUUAGAAAUGAUUCAGCACAACACAGGCAUGCAGAGGAGUCAGUGGCAGAAAGGCAGACAACUUCCAGCCAGCACCAGAGUGAUUUAUGGACAUAGCCCUGUGUCAUCGGGGGCGGAGUCAGAUGUAGAGAGCAGCAGCACUGAGAGUGAGAACUCCCAUUCCCAACAUGCAGAGGUGGAGCCCAGAAGAGGCCUGGCCUCUCCCUCCAUUCUGAGGCAGCGAAUCGCAGAGCUUGAUCAGCAGAGGGAGGAGCUGAAGAUAGAAAUGCAGCUCGAGGUGGCCUUAUUGUGCGGGGAGCUACAGACUGAGAGGGAGCGACUUUGCAGACACAUGCAGCAAAUGCAGAAGCUGCAGGAGGAAGGAAAGCUGAGGGCUUCACAACGGCAGCUCAAGAGGCAGCAGGAGCGAGCUGCCCUGGAGCAGGAGCGGGAACGAGUGGGAGAGCUGAAGAGGCACUGUGAGAAGAAGGAGACGCACAUUUUAUCCCAGCCGGAGAGCCAGAGAGAGCAGCUACUAUUCCAGCUGCAGCAAGUAACUCCUGAUCUUUCGACUGAGAAAGAAGCCAUAGAGAUAGCAGUGAGGAGCUUUGAGGACAUGGAGUUCCAAUUUCUGGAGCGAGAAAGUGGGGUUGUGGAGGAGGAGGAAGAGAGUGAUAGUGAGAGGGAGAGAGAGAUGUCUCGCCACCAGCAUGCUGUCAACACUGCUCAGGAGCAUGUCCUCCAGCUUGAAAAACAAGUGAAGGAGAUAGAAAGGGAAAAGGACAGAGAGCUGAACACACUGAGACAGGAGCGAAGAGAGCUGCAUCACAACUCUCAAAGGAUUCCGAAGGAGAAGAAAUCAAGUUGUGACUGGCUCAGCAUCUCAGCAUCUACCCCUUGUAUGAUCUCACUGAGCCCACUUAGCAUUCACAGGGACUCACCAAAGGAAAUGUCUAGUAUUCCCAAACACAAGAAUUCUCACCGAAACAAGUUUACUCAUAGACCUUUGUCUGGUCAAGGGUCAGCAAAAAUGAUCCCAGACAGUCAAGUGUCCAAGAAUCUUGUCAUCCCACCUGCGUGGGCUUCAAAUCAGCAUGGGAAUCAGCAUGGAAACAGACUCAUAGCACAGAGUUAUAAUGACUGUGGGCUCAUCACUUCUUGCAACAGUGCCAGCAGCUCCAGGACAUCUAGUCCCUGUCUCGCUGUACCAGACCUGCUGGAGAUGGAACGAAGGCUCAGGAAAGCUAAAGUCGAGAGGGAGCGCUUACUGAGGGACCGGGAAGAGAAGAGGAAGACUACAGAGAAGGAGAGGAGACCCAGACCACCUGAUUCUCAGUGCUCAGAGUCAGCUGAACAACACACGCUUUCGGCUGCUGAUAGAGAACAAUCACAGACAGCAUACAGCCCAUUUCGGGGAAGUCUAGAGUGUCUUCCACUCUCCCUGCAUCCAACAUUUGACCUCCGGGCUCAUGUGGAGUCCCUGGGUCAUGGUGUAGCUGAGUGCCUGGGGGUCUACCUAUCUCCACGGCGCUGUGUAGGCUUUCUGACCAAGUGUGGGGGCAGAGUUAAGACCUGGAAGAGGAGAUGGUUCCUUUUUGAUCUGGAUCAUCGGAGACUAGCCUACUACACAGAUCACGAUGAGAGGAAGCUGAAGGGUGUGAUCUACUUCCAGGCCAUAGAGGAGGUGUAUUAUGACCAUUUGCGCACAGCAUCUUCUUCUCCCCGACCCAGCCUGACUUUCUGCGUGAAGACCUAUGAGCGCCUCUUCUUCCUGGUGGCUCCGAACCCGGAGGCUAUGAGGAUCUGGAUGGAUGUCAUUGUCACAGCCACAGACGAGCACUGCCGUUACACAAGCUGUGGAACUCUCUGAGCAGCAUGCAGGACCAUCCCUGUUUAUGGAAUGUCAUUCUCUGAGAGGGAAGCAUUUUGACUCUUGUUGGAGCUUUGGCAAAAUUGGGUGUGUAUGGAUAGGGGAUGUAAUGAAGAGUAUAAGAAUUGAAUGAGAAGAUACAAAUUAUUUAUUCAUUGAAUUCGGCUAGUUAAGACAAACUUCUGAGCCUAAAUCUUUCAUUGUUGGUGACAGUGCCUCUUUACAUAGAAUACACAGCAACUUGGACAAAUUUGCUUAUACUUCUUUUGUAAGUCAAAUGUCUUAUUGUCAUGUGAAGCACAGUAUUUUUAAAAUAUCAAUACCAGUUACAUACUGAUGAAUCAUUUUAACCGCCCCCAUGUGAAGUGAUUUUUAAUUCCUCCAUUGGCAUGGGGAGAAUAUGCAAACUUCACACCCAUGGAACCCUGGCCAAGACUCAAACCCAGGUUCCAGAGGUGUGAGGUGACAGUGCUAACCCCUGCACCACUGUGUCACCUCCGUGAGUUUUAAUUAUUCAAUGAAAACUUUACCUGUCAUGGCCUGGGAUAUAUUAGAGAGUAAGCUAACAUUCAGUACUAAUAGAUGACAUGCAGAAGAAAUGGGCUUGGAUAAAGAUCUGAGUGACUUUGAACGGCCAAAUCAUUAUGGCCAAAUGACUAGGUCAAAACAUCUCCGAAAUGGUCAGGUUUGUAGGAUGCUCAUGUUCAGCCAUGGUGUAUACCUACUGAAAGUGGCCUGAGGAGUGAAUAACUAUGAACCACCGGCAGGGUGCUUGUCAAUGCGAGUUGUGAAGAAACGCUAUCCCGUCUGGUACAAACGGCAAACAAUUUUCACAGGAUUAGCUGGAGGCCAGACACAAUAUCCAUUCCAACCCCUGUCUUCCGGUGAAAGUACCUACAAUGGACAGGCUAGCAUCAGAACUGGAACCAUGGACCUUUGGAAGCAAGUCUCCUGGUCCAAUGAAUCCCGUUUUCCUGUUGCAUCAUGUGGACAUGUGAAGCAGCUGUGGGAUUGGACCACUAAGUCCCAUCCACAGCCACACAGUCCGAUAAACAGCAGGGUCCUACAUUACAACAAUACGAAAAGUUUCGGCUGCCCAACAACCUGUCGGCGAUUCAUGGUUUUACCUUCCUCAGAUUGCUUUCAGUAUGUAUUCACCACAGCUGACCGUGAGCAUUCCACAAGCCUUGCCAUUUCUUAGACCUUGAAACGUGCCAUUUUUACGCAAUAGUCAGUAUUGUUCAGUUCGUGCGGGAGUGGUCAUAAUGUUUUGGCUCAUUGGGGUAUAUGUUAUUACAGUGGUACCUCAGAACUCAAAUGUAAUCCGUUCAGAUCUCCGGAUCGAAUCCAAAAAGUUCGAGUUGUGAUUGAAUUUUCCCCAUAAGAAAUAAUGGAAAACCAAUUAAUUGGUUCCCGGCCCCAAAAAAUUACACCGAAAUAUGUUUUUUUUUUUUUUUUUUAAGCAUUUAAACACAAAAUGAACCGGAUAAAACAAGAAGAGCAUAUACUGUACUAAACACAUCCAAGCACAUUUAUCAAAACAGUCAUUUGUAAAGUAAGAAAAUAAAUGUAUCCAAAUAAUGUGUUCUGCCCACGCCCACUCGUUAACCCCGCGUGUAAUCCCCGUGUGAUCAGCUGUUUCUAGUUGUUUUCAUUAGCCCUCUGUAUUUCGUACGCGUUUCAGGUUGUUUCCACAGUCCGGUCAUUGUAUUGUCCGUGUGCAGUUUGCCUGCCUUACCGUAUUCCCCGAUACCCUGACGUCUGCGCCUUUGUCUCCGUUCCAUCCCCGCUCGGCACAAGAAUAUUAUUAUAA
Molecule: messenger RNA, 4323 nt
Organism: Paramormyrops kingsleyae
Lineage: Eukaryota; Metazoa; Chordata; Actinopteri; Osteoglossiformes; Mormyridae
Source: RefSeq, a predicted model, not a curated record